UCGGAAUUUUUAGUUUUCUCCAAACAAAUGGGCUUUUUAUUACGAUAUUGGGCUUAACUAUUCCUGGCCCGUAAAUAAAUCAAUGUAACGACAGCGUAUUCUAGUCAAUAUCUAUCCAGUAAAAAGAUAGAAAAAACACACAAUAUUGAAUAUUCUCUGCCUCGGAUCCACGCAACUAUCAACCCUAGUCAGAUUCAACACUAACCACAGUUAACACAAACCCUUUUAAUCUUCCUCCACGUGUCCAAAUCAACGGUCAAACAAAAUCUUUCAUCGUCUAUAUAAAACACUACCAAAACCCUAAUCUCUUUCACACAAAUCACAAAACCUAAUCUUCUUCUCCAAUCAAUCUCAGAAAACAAAAAAUGGCACCAAACCCUAAAGUUUACUUCGACAUGACCGUCGGUGGUCAACCAGCUGGUCGUAUCGUGAUGGAGCUUUUCGCCGACACAACACCAGAAACUGCCGAGAAUUUCAGAGCUCUCUGUACCGGAGAGAAAGGAAUCGGAAAAUCCGGUAAGCCAUUACACUACAAAGGGUCAAGCUUUCACCGUGUGAUUCCGAAAUUCAUGUGUCAAGGAGGUGAUUUCACCGCCGGGAAUGGUACCGGAGGUGAAUCUAUCUAUGGACUGAAGUUCAAAGAUGAGAACUUUGUCAAGAAACACACAGGACCAGGUAUUUUGUCUAUGGCUAACGCUGGUAUCAACACUAAUGGAUCUCAGUUUUUUAUUUGUACUGAGAAGACUUCAUGGCUCGAUGGGAAACAUGUUGUGUUUGGUCAAGUUGUUGAAGGAUUGAAUGUUGUUAGAGAUAUUGAGAAGGUUGGAUCUGACUCUGGAAGAACUUCUAAGCCUGUUGUUAUUGCUGAUUGUGGUCAGAUUUCUUAGAUCUCUCUGAGAGAGAGAGAGUGAGAGGUUGAUGAUGAUCUACAAUGGUAGCUUUGUGUUGUUUUCUUUUCAUGUUUUGUGUUUUUGAUGUUUCUUGCUUUUGUGAACUUUGAGUUUGGUUGCUACCAUUGAAUAAUAAUGAGAAUAAAUCUUUAGGCUAUUA
Messenger RNA from Arabidopsis lyrata subsp. lyrata, 1050 nucleotides. RefSeq names its product peptidyl-prolyl cis-trans isomerase CYP19-1. The transcript has a single exon. Lineage: Eukaryota; Viridiplantae; Streptophyta; Magnoliopsida; Brassicales; Brassicaceae. Gene Ontology annotation, molecular function: peptidyl-prolyl cis-trans isomerase activity. The coding region runs from base 366 to 887 and encodes 173 amino acids. The record is from RefSeq and is a predicted model, not a curated record. Gene Ontology annotation, biological process: protein peptidyl-prolyl isomerization; protein folding. Gene Ontology annotation, cellular component: cytosol; plasma membrane.